AUGUUCUCCUUGUUCUCCUUGUGCCACAGGUUCUGCGGUCCCGCGAUCCCGUGGACCGCGCCGAUUGAAACCACUCAGUUUGUGGGAAGGCACAGCUCGCCGUUUCCCUCAUAUACCGAGCCCGUCGUUGCAGCCUGCCCAUCUCUUACCCGCCAUCCUCCCCACCCGGCUCGCGAUACGAACGCAUACCUCGCCGUCCUUCGUGACACUACUGUUUUACCCCCUUUUGACUUCACCUCAAACAUGCGUUCGUUCAGCAUCGUCCUUGCUGUGGCUGUCCUUGCGGCUCAGGUCACUGCGGUCGUUGUGGAUGACCUCCAGGUCCGCUCUGAAUCAACGUCGAUCGGCCCCAGCUCGACCACUUCCCUUCCGCCCACUACCGGAACGACCAUCAUCGACAGCUCUCCCGGCAGUACUAACCCCACUACCACCGCCGCCAGUGUCACCAGCUCCACUUCUAUUACUGGCUCCGCCGGAAACCACGGCACCAGCACCGCGUCCAGCUCUACUGGUUCUCACAACACCUCGGUGACGUCCUCCUCCUCGACCACCCAGUCUCUCCGCCCUUCCACCGGCACCACCUCAAAGAACCCCGCGAGCACCUCAGGCUCGUCCACUCAGCCGAUGCUCUCCGCGACUGCCGCCCCCGCCGCAAAAGCUGCAAAUGCUGCCAUGUCCGCCGCUGUCGCCUCCGCUGCUGUCGCCUUCGCCACGGCGGUGCACCCCAACCAGGACUUUGCGCUGUCGGCCGCGACUUCCGCCGCGCGCCCGUCUGCUGCCACGGCGGCGGUGUGUCCCUCCGCUGCUGUUGCCGCAUUCGCUGUCGUCGCCGCGCGGUCCGCCGCGGCCGUCGGUCCCAUGCACAGCGCCGCCGCGUCUGGUGCCGUCGUAGAGCAUGCCAGCGCUGCCGUGGAGGCGGACGUCUUACCGUCGAGGUCCGCGAAUUCGCGACAGCGGAUGGACCGUAUCGUACAGAACGCACAGUUUCUCUUUGGUACCGUUAGUUCUGGCUUCGUCGUCCCUCCUUCAGCGCCAUUAACUCUUGUCUGA
Molecule: messenger RNA, 1050 nt
Organism: Epithele typhae
Lineage: Eukaryota; Fungi; Basidiomycota; Agaricomycetes; Polyporales; Epitheliaceae
Exons: 7
Coding region: 1-1050 (349 amino acids)
Source: RefSeq, a predicted model, not a curated record